Molecule: messenger RNA, 1336 nt
Organism: Xylaria bambusicola
Lineage: Eukaryota; Fungi; Ascomycota; Sordariomycetes; Xylariales; Xylariaceae
Exons: 3
Coding region: 382-1110 (242 amino acids)
Source: RefSeq, a predicted model, not a curated record
GUUGCACGUUCUUGGACACGCAUUGGGUAAACCAACCCCAAGCCGACGCAUCCAGAACGAAGCAUUAGGUAGUCAGGGCCGGACCAAUGGAACCUGGGGUCUCAUUAGCGACAGUAGGCUGAGGGGCUCGACAGCGAAUCAGUGUAAUACGAUAAGAGACUCACACUCGGCAUGGCUGAAGUCGCGAUAUCGCUACUGUAUCAACCCAUAUUUGCGCUCUUCUGAGCAGCGCAUGAUCGGGAAAACGCAGAAUUACGCCAUCUUCCAGUCGUGGCUCUGAGCCCGGCAUCUCCACACCCUCCGUCCCCGAUGCGGGUUUAGAAUCAUCACUCACCAAUCGCCCAGAGCAAGUCCGCAGCAUCUCAUAUUCCUGGACACGACAUGGACCUUGGCUCGGUCGAGGACACGGCCAUCUCACCAUCGGCGCCAUCUUCUGAGUUGCUAUCGCCACCACCCCUAUUAGAUUUCCUCAGCCUCCCACUCGAGAUCCGCCUAGAGAUCUACACACAUCUGCUCACCAUACCCUCAAACCCAUCACAUCCCCUCUCCGCUCCCACACCGGUCUCCUCUUCACCCCACGCCCCGUUCUUCUUGCAACAAGACCCCCCAGCCCCCUUGUACCCCAGCAUUAUCCGCACAUGCCGCCAGCUACAUGCAGAGUGCCUUCCGGUGCUCUACAAGAGCAACAUGUUCCUAGCCCACGCGACGCUGCUCACCGUGUUCCCAUCGUUGUUCAGCCCGAGUCAUCCGCGCAAGACGUACGCGCCAGUUCGCAGCCCCUCACUCGCCUCGCUGGUGACGCGAUUCCGGGUUCGCGUCAGACUCGAUGCGGAGCCUCAAUUCGCGCGGGACGAGGUGACGGCGCAGUUCUCCGGCAAGAGCGAGUUGGUAAUCGAAACCUGGCAGACCGAGUGGCGGGCUGCCGGUCCCGAUGUGCUCCGCCUCUUCGAGGGUGUGAGGGGUAUCCGAGUGGCCAAGGUCAUCGGGAGCACGAGCGGGUUUGAGGAAUACGCUUGGUGGCUUGAGCGGGCGAUGAUGGCUAGGGCCGGAGACCACGUUGCGCCUUUUCCUGAGCAGGACGGCGCUGGUAGAGGGACCUUCCGGAGAUGAAGAUUGUUUCCAAGCUUCCCAGGAUGUAUAAGCUAUGGAAUAGGGUGUUGGUGGCUGUAUGCUUUUUUUCCUCCCACGACUCUAGGCCGUAGCAUGGUGCCAAGGAGAUUGUUAUACCAAAAGGGUUUGUCCAACAUCUUCACAAGUAUCCUGGUCGCUAGAAACCUCCAUUAUACGUUGACUGAUCAUGCCUGGGAGUCGCUCGAUUCAAGAGGUUGCUAUAGUC